This is a messenger RNA of Paramuricea clavata, 597 nucleotides long. The record is from the annotation of a GenBank genome assembly. Lineage: Eukaryota; Metazoa; Cnidaria; Anthozoa; Malacalcyonacea; Plexauridae.
AUGUCGGAAGUUUUACUUCUUUUCGACGUUGAAAGAGAAAAUACAGUAUGUUCACUCUUCGGAGUGAACACGGCAUCGUCCCUAAAAGCUUUACGAGCUGCAGUAACAGAUCAAGUUUCUGAGUUAAUUCCAGAACAUUUUCUGUUUGCACGGGAUGCGACACAACAAAUCCCAAAAUCUGCAGAAGAUUUUUUAAUUAUUAAUAGCAUUACAUCACGAGAUAGUGUUGGAAACCUCACGGUAAAAUUCUCUGACAUCAGCUCCUAUAGUAGCGACAAAGAAGCUGCAACUGAAAGCGGAAAUUUUGUGUCAAAUGACGGAACCAAGUUUAGCGACAAUUGUAGUCAACAAGAAUGCUUUGAACGCAACAGAGAUAAAACUUCCGUUAACCAGGCUCUUAAAUCACCUACCUCUUGGUCGAUCAGAGGAGUUAAGGGGGAGCUUCACCUCAAAAUUUGGUCGAUUAGGAUGAAAAUGUCAAAAUGUCUAAAACAUCAUGAUAGGAUACCUAAACAUGUAUUUUAUCAACUAGUGAAGUCUUUAUUUAAAUUUCCAUACUUUUUACGGAAAAAAAUAGACUUUAGAGAAAGGAUGUGA